AUGAUACAAAAAGUCUACAGACUCAGACCUCCUCACUCCCUCAGGUCCACAGACUCAGACCUCCUCACUCCCUCAGGUCCACAGACUCAGACCUCCUCACUCCCCCAGACCCACAGACUCAGACCUCCUCACUCCCUCAGGUCCACAGACUCAGACCUCCUCACUCCCUCAGGUCCACAGACUCAGACCUCCUCACUCCCUCAGGUCCACAGACUCAGACCUCCUCCCUCCCUCAGGUCCACAGACUCAGACCUCCUCACUCCCUCAGGUCCACAGACUCAGACCUCCUCACUCCCUCAGGUCCACAGACUCAGACCUCCUCACUCCCUCAGACCCACAGACUCAGACCUCCUCACUCCCUCAGGUCCACAGACUCAGACCUCCUCACUCCCUCAGACCCACAGACUCAGACCUCCUCACUCCCUCAGGUCCACAGACUCAGACCUCCUCACUCCCUCAGGUCCACAGACUCAGACCUCCUCACUCCCUCAGGUCCACAGACUCAGACCUCCUCACUCCCUCAGGUCCACAGACUCAGACCUCCUCACUCCCUCAGGUCCACAGACUCAGACCUCCUCACUCCCCCAGACCCACAGACUCAGACCUCCUCACUCCCUCAGACCCACAGACUCAGACCUCCUCACUCCCUCAGGUCCACAGACUCAGACCUCCUCACUCCCUCAAGUCCACAGGGUCGGACCUCCUCACUCCCUCAGACCUCCUCACUCCCUCAGACCCACAGACUCAGACCUCCUCACUCCCUCAGGACCACAGACUCAGACCUCCUCACUCCCUCAGGUCCACAGACUCAGACCUCCUCACUCCCUCAGGUCCACAGACUCAGACCUCCUCACUCCCUCAGGUCUACAGACUCAGACCUCCUCACUCCCUCAGGUCCACAGACUCAGACCUCCUCCCUCCCUCAGGUCCACAGACUCAGACCUCCUCACUCCCUCAGGUCCACAGACUCAGACCUCCUCACUCCCUCAGGUCCACAGACUCAGACCUCCUCACUCCCUCAGGUCCACAGACUCAGACCUCCUCACUCCCUCAGGUCCACAGACUCAGACCUCCUCACUCCCUCAGGUCCACAGACUCAGACCUUCUCACUCCCUCAGGUCCACAGACUCAGACCUCCUCACUCCCUCAGGUCCACAGACUCAGACCUCCUCACUCCCUCAGGUCCACAGACUCAGACCUCCUCACUCCCUCAGGUCCACAGACUCAGACCUCCUCACUCCCUCAGGUCCACAGACUCAGACCUUCUCACUCCCUCAGGUCCACAGACUCAGACCUCCUCACUCCCUCAGGUCCACAGACUUAGACCUCCUCACUCCCUCAGGUCCACAGACUCAGACCUCCUCACUCCCUCAGGUCCACAGACUCAGACCUCCUCACUCCCUCAGGUCUACAGACUCAGACCUCCUCACUCCCUCAGGUCCACAGACUCAGACCUCCUCACUCCCUCAGGUCCACAGACUCAGACCUCCUCACUCCCUCAGGUCCACAGACUCAGACCUCCUCCCUCCCUCAGGUCCACAGACUCAGACCUCCUCACUCCCCCAGACCCACAGACUCAGACCUCCUCACUCCCUCAGGUCCACAGACUCAGACCUCCUCACUCCCCCAGACCCACAGACUCAGACCUCCUCACUCCCUCAGGUCCACAGACUCAGACCUCCUCACUACCUCAUGUAG
Knipowitschia caucasica is the source of this 1698-nucleotide messenger RNA. The record is from the annotation of a GenBank genome assembly. NCBI's taxonomy places the organism in Eukaryota, Metazoa, Chordata, Actinopteri, Gobiiformes, Gobiidae.